Messenger RNA from Dromaius novaehollandiae (emu), 2176 nucleotides. RefSeq names its product Fanconi anemia group G protein. The transcript is spliced from 12 exons. Gene Ontology annotation, biological process: interstrand cross-link repair. Bases 309 to 2009 code for a protein of 566 amino acids. NCBI's taxonomy places the organism in Eukaryota, Metazoa, Chordata, Aves, Casuariiformes, Dromaiidae. The record is from RefSeq and is a predicted model, not a curated record. Gene Ontology annotation, cellular component: Fanconi anaemia nuclear complex. Gene Ontology annotation, molecular function: protein binding.
GCUGCUUGUCACCCCAUUGCAGUGAGAGGCCCGGAAAGGGAUUCCCAGCAGCAACAGCACUACAGAGGAAAUCGGUUUGGAGAAAGAUGCUAUAGGAAGCAGUUAAGCGAUAGAGCAGGACAGCCCAGAUGCUGGGCUGUCCUGUGGCUGCAGCUGGGGAGACAGAACGUGGGAAACCUCUGUAGAAGGACAGGCCUGUAGUGGGAAGAGCACAGACUACUGAUGCUCUGUUGGAAGGGCUGAAAGGUCUCUCUGUCCUGCAGGACCUAGAUAGCAAGCCAGCUGGAAAGACACUAAGGAUACUGAAGAUGGUAUCAGCACCCAGAGAAGUGACAUCUACUCCCACUCUGGGUAGUGCAGUCCCCGAACUAAAAUCUCACCACCACCACCACAACAACAACCUUGGCAGGAAUAUUCUGUUGUCACAAAGCAGGGGCUGCCAGCUGCCCUCACCACCUUGCCUCUGGAGCUCACCGUCCUCUAUAACUCCCUGCUUUUUGCUAUGGGAGCAUCUGACUGUGCCAUUAAUGGAGAAUCAGAAGAAAUAUGCCAGGGGCUCCUCAGGGGACCCAGGGAGAGCUCCCUGCAGCGGAGGGAAGAAUGAACUCCUCUCCCUGCUCAAGGCAUGGAAAGUACCUGCCGAGGGGGCCUCUGUGUCCCUAGUACAGAGCGCCGAAGACUUGAAGGAGAUCCUUUGCACUGCAGCUGCCUUCCUGCAGGGGCUGCAGGAGCUGGAGGCUGGGAACCUCCCUGCCGCCCUUUCCCUCCUCGAAGAGGCUGCUGGUGGAUUCUGUUCCAAAAGGGUCCUGGCUCAGAUCUACACUUGCCUCAGCUGCUGCACUCAGCAAAUGGGCAAGCCUCAGACAGCCCUUCAGCACCUGAAACGGGCCCUCCAGGUGGACUUCCAGUGCCUUCCUGCCCUGUCCCAUGCUGCAGCAGUGUACCAUGAGCUGGGGGAGAUGGAUGCAGAGCUGGAGGCCCUGGCUGUGCUCUAUGAGGCUCUGGAAAGGAACCCUCCAGCAGCUGCUUCCACUACUCCUUAUUGCCUAAUCCAGAUAGAGCACCUUGUCCACACGCCAGCUCUAGCUUCUCUCUUCCGCCAUCGACACCCUUCCGAAGUGAAGUACCUGCUGGCACAGAGGUGUCUCCAGGACGGGAGGGUGGCUGAUGCUGUAGAACAUUACCUGGAUUUUCUGGCUCUGCUCCAGGAUGGGCUGCAGCAGCAGGUACCCCUGGAUGGUGGAUCAGCUCUGCCCAGGAUACCUGAGGUGUUCCUGGAAGCCGCAUCCGCCCUGGAGCAGGCCGGGAGGCAUCAGGAUGCCAUAACUGUGUGCGAGGAGGUCGUGAGCCGGACAGCUGACCUAAUCCCACAGGUGUUACGAGUUGAGGAGAGGUCAGAGCAGCCAGAGUGCCCAUCGCCAGGGACAGAAUUGGCUGGUGGUCCCCUGUCCCAGAAGAGGGAGAGUCUGUGUUGCCUUGUGUGGAGAACAGCUGCAUACUUGCAUCAGGGCUGGGCCUGGGCCAUGCUGGGCAAGAACAAGGAGGCCAUAACACAGUUCAGCAGGUGCCUUGGCGAUCUCUUACGAAUCCAGCUUUAUCAGUCUGGUGUUGAACCAACAGGGAGUCUCAUACCAGAAGUGAAUCUUCUCCAGAAGAUCAGGUUGCUCUCUCUCGUUGGGCGAGGUACCCAGUUCCUGGAGCUGGGGAAGCACAGGGAAGCCUUGCUGGAUUUCCAGCAUGGUUUGCAGAUCUCACCAGGUGACCCUGCUGCUGCCUCCUACCUGGUGCAGGCCCUGUGGAAACUGAACCGAAAGCAGGAGGCUGCCGCUCGCUGGCAGAAACUCUCAGAGAGCCCCGCUGAGGAAGACGGGCAGCAGGAAGGGCUGGGAAGGCGUGUAGCGAGGCCCUACCCUUUGUACUUGGUUUCAUGUCUGAAGCAGGCAACCUUCCCGCAUAAUGAAUCUCUUGCUAGAAACAUACAGGAUUACCUCCGGACCGCAACCACCUAACCCAGUCAGUCUCCCCAUCACCACAUACCUCUCCCUCCCUGCACCGGGAUGACAUGAAGCCUUAAUGGCUUCUCCAGGACUCAGAAUUACUCUUAGAUAAAGCUGGGUUCCCAAAGGACUGAAACGGAACAAAGUUGCUAAUAAAAGCUUCAGAUCUGUUUAAUUUA